AUGAUCUUUGGUGCAGUCAAGCGUGCUGGAGUUAGGGCAUUGGUAUCCAAAGGCUGGGGUGGUCUUGGUGGACAUGAAGUUCCGGAUGGGGUAUUUUUACUCGGCAAUGUUCCACAUGACUGGCUCUUUCAAUACGUAUCAUGUGUGGUUCAUCACGGCGGCGCAGGCACAGCAGCGAUUGGAAUUGCCAUGGGGAAACCGACCGUCGUUGUCCCGUUUUUUGGAGAUCAAGCAUUUUGGGGUGCAAUGAUCCACAAAGCUGGGGCUGGGCCUGAGCCAGUGCCUUAUAAGAUGCUGACAGAAGAAUUGCUUGCCAAUAGUAUCACCACUGCUCUUGGGCCUGACAUUCAAAGUGCGGUAAAGAGUAUGGCGGCGAAGAUUGCGGAUGAAAAUGGCUCGGCCAAUGCAGCAUCUUCUUUCCAGCAAGCCGUCAAUAUGGACUCGAUGCGAUGCUUCAUUUGCCCAGAGAGAUUGGCCGUGUGGCGUAUCAGAAAGACUGAUAUUAGGUUGAGUACAUUGGCAGCUUCAAUCCUGGUUGAUGAGCAAUUGAUACAUUGGCCUCAGUUGAAACUUGUUCGGCAUCGAGACUGGUAUGUCGACGAAGGCCCAUCUGGUCCCAUUUCGGGUGCGAUUGCAACUGCUUCCUCAGUAGCUACCAACACGAUAUCACUAGUCGUAGAAUACUCUCGAAACUUCUCCAAGUCGAUCAAAAAGCCAGCGCCCAAAGAUGAUGACACUUCAUCUUCAGAUUCUCCGCCAAUAAAACCUUCACCCAGCUGGGACAUUCCACAUACCCGUAACCCGGUGCAAGCAGCAGUAGACUUCCCACCAGAACGUAUCGAGGCAGUGGCCUACAAAAUUGCCACAAAAGCGUUCCCGGUGCCUCGGGGAUCUAAAAAGAAGAGCGAUAAUUUAGGGCUGACCAAAACGACGAUGUCCCUGCAUUCAAAGGCAACAAAAAAGGCAGUGGAACAUGGACGUACUUACAAUGCAGCUCACGAGACAGAGCAUUUUGCUGUCUCAAUGGCGGCCACGGGUCUAAGAGUACCUGUGGCACUUUUUUACAACCUGGCGAACGGCUUCCACAAUGCACCGUUAUAUUUUUUCCACGAUGACACUGUAAGAAAGCGCGACAAAAUCACUGGAUUUGGGAGUGGCGUCAGGGUCGCCGGGAAGGAAUUCACGCUCGGAAUGUUUGAUGGGGUCACGGGCAUAUUAACACUUCCCUACCGUGGGGCCAAGAAAGAAGGAGUGACUGGCUUCUGCACCGGGGUUGGGAAAGGGGCUGGAGCUCUCAUUUUCAAGACUUCCGCAGGUUACACGCUCAAGGGCCUGGAGAAGCAAUUCCUUAAACGAUAUAAUCGAGAUCUGAAAGCGAGAUUGAUCACGGUCAGGCUAAGACAAGGCAUUGCGGAGUUUGAGCAGGCGAGCAAGGAGAAGAAGGAGGACGUCACGAGGAGGUGGAAGGAGAUUAGUGCUGUCCUGAUGUAG
Molecule: messenger RNA, 1491 nt
Organism: Lachnellula hyalina
Lineage: Eukaryota; Fungi; Ascomycota; Leotiomycetes; Helotiales; Lachnaceae
Product: Sterol 3-beta-glucosyltransferase
Exons: 5
Coding region: 1-1491 (496 amino acids)
Molecular function (GO): UDP-glycosyltransferase activity
Source: RefSeq, a predicted model, not a curated record